Didymosphaeria variabile is the source of this 3582-nucleotide messenger RNA. RefSeq lists its product as uncharacterized. The record is from RefSeq and is a predicted model, not a curated record. The transcript has 3 exons. NCBI's taxonomy places the organism in Eukaryota, Fungi, Ascomycota, Dothideomycetes, Pleosporales, Didymosphaeriaceae. The coding region runs from base 1 to 3582 and encodes 1193 amino acids. Gene Ontology annotation, cellular component: cytoplasm; nucleus. Gene Ontology annotation, molecular function: SUMO-specific endopeptidase activity. Gene Ontology annotation, biological process: protein desumoylation.
AUGCCCAAGCCCGGCGCAACUUUCGCUCCUCAGCCCAAGAAUACCUUGAGUCAGCCAACGUAUCAUCCUGGCAGCGCCCACAAGACUUAUGGCCGCCCAGCCCGGACAAACUACUCGAACUUGGAUUUUCUGGAGGAAGAGCGCUUCAGUGCGGAAACUCGUCCAACAAAAAAGCGAAGAACCGAAAAUGAACAGCCGCAUGCGAUAAGUGUUUAUGACGAUGGAGACGUCGAAGAGAUAAGACCUGGAACUCAAACAUCUCGGCCUGCAUCUCGUCGAAGCGCAGGCAGUGGCUCCUUUUCCUUGCCAGGCCCAAAAGAUAGUCGGAGCGAAUUCGAAAGAGCUUCUGCCAUAGCUGAUCCUCGACGAAAGAAGGGACGGACGUCUGCCAGCCAAGGCCACUCGGGAAUCAUCAACGGUAACGCUCAAUCAUCAGCAAUAACCGUUGAUGAUGACGACAUACCUGACUACAACGCGCCGAGGAAGCUACAAUUACAGAAAUUUCAACAAGGUAUUGAAGGUGUGAGAGACACUGCUAGUCAACAGCGAAUACCGCAAACAACCUCAAAGCACUUUGCGCCCAAAAUGAACCACUCUACAAAUCCUUUGACUCAACGAGCGGUCCGAAAACCUGAUAAUCUACGCAAUAAAUUCACCCGAGCACCCUUGCCGGGUUCUUCCGCCCGUGGUGAUAUGGCAGAGAUUCUACCUUGGCCAUUACGAUGGACCAGAGCGCAUGAUUUCAAUGGAAACGGUCAAGACCUAUUUCUGAACUCGAAGGUUUUGAAUGAGUAUCGCAUCACAAGCUCGGAUCCGAACGACAUGAAGUACGAGAUCUCAUUAAAGAAGGUCGUCAGUGCACAAUCAGAUCACACAUCGCGUAUUCGUCUGACUGGUUCCACGGACGCCGCUGGUGUUCAAUACAUGGUGGACCUGCAGUUUGAGAAUCAAGAAGACCUAGCUGCCUUUGAGACCGCGCUCGGCAAUUCCAUAACCAUGAAAUCCUUGACUAUGAAAUCGCGAGACUUCAUGAAAACGAUUUUCCAGAAACCGCUGGCUGUCACCUCAACUUCACCGAACGCGUCGCUUCCGCCUAGAGGCCGUGAUGAAGUGGUCCAAGUGUCAAACGUUAUGGAACGUCCUAGACUUUUGGAUAACUUGGCCCCCGGAUACAGUGAUCCGACAUCGCAGAAGUCCUUCACGUCUGUGCGAGUUCCCACUCAGCACGAGAUCCAGCAGCGCACCUCAGGGCGCCCAAUGCGAAGCACUCGGGCUACCCAAGCGCACGCUGUGGAUUCGGGGGAUUUCGAAGACGAACCUGAGGUAGAAAGAUAUUCGCAAAUACACGGCUUGGGUCCUCCGUGGAAGAAACAGUUGAAUUAUGGCUCCGGACGACGCCGCGCGGUCGUCGACUUCGCGGACCUAGAGCGUCUCGACAAUGGCCAAUUCCUAAAUGAUCAGCUCAUCGACUUUUACCUACUGUAUUUGUUCGAUCAGAUGAAAGUCCCUCGCGAAAAAGUCUACGUCUUUAAUACACACUUCUUUACGACUCUAACGCGCAAAGUCCCCGGUCAUAAGGGCUUGAUCAACUACCAAGGAGUCGCAAGGUGGACAUCUAAAGAAGACAUUUUCAGUUACGACUACAUUGUGGUACCUAUCAAUCAGGAUAUUCAUUGGUAUCUCGCAAUCAUUUGCAACGUCUCCAACAUCGCCCGUACGCCAGCUAUCGAAGAUCUCACCAAAAGUGAUGGAGUCGCUUCUUCAGGAAUCCUAAAUGAACCGAGCAGGGAAUCUGCAGCACAUGAUUUGAAGGCCGGAGAUCUACAGUCGAUGCCGCCACCUGCGCUGGUGGAUGCGUCUUCAGAACCAUGGGCACCACGUGCUGCAAACGAAGUGGUUGAUCCCGACGAUUCAGACCUCAACAUAGUUGAUCCGCGUGCAACUGGCCAUGACCCAGGCCGGCACGCACCGAGCGGCAGCAGUAGCGUUGCGGAGUCUCCCGCCGCGGAGACUGCACAAUUGAACAAACUGAGUCUUAAUGAUAGCAAGCCGGAAGGCAUCUUGCUUAGCAGCAGCUCAUUCUUGUCGCCCAAGAAGCCAAAGCGUCGACUUGGUCCUCCGUUAAAGAAAUGGGACCUCAAUCAGCCCGUCAUCGUCGUCUUGGACUCACUCGGCGGUGGUGCCAAAAGUCCUGCUGUUCGAGUCCUCAAAGAGUAUAUGAUUGCAGAGGGCCAUGAGAAGCGGGGCAUGGAAGCUAAGAUAUCGCAAAAUGCGUACUACGCCAAAGAGAGUCAAAUACCGCAGCAACAGAACUUCAGUGACUGCGGUGUGUAUCUCCUAGGGUAUGCGCAAAAGUUCUUUGAGAAUCCUGACGUCUUCAAAAAUCGACUGCUCUCAGGCGAGAUGCAUGUGGAGACUGACUGGCCAGAUAUGGCUAUGCCAGAUAUGCGAGCUGCCAUGCGUGACAUUUUGCAGAAGCUGAACACCGAGCAAGAGGCGGAGCGUCAACAAGCGAAGCAGCAGAUGAAGCAGAACAAGAAGAACGGCACGAUGGGUGCUGCCGUGAACGCCACGAAAAAUAAUGUCAAGCAGAACCCGACUGUUGCGGAGAAAGAAGGAAAUGCAAAUGACAGAUUGGAUGUGCAGGAAGCCACAACCAAUCCAGAAAGAACCAUCACCCCUGGGGAAGAAAAGCCACCUAGUUUGUCAAGCACUCAGCCGCAACCUGGGCUCGGCUCACCGUUUCAGCCUCAGCGGCCCAAGAAGCGCGACAGUUCUCCUUCAUUAAGCCUGCCAACACCAACCAAGACUGACGCAGUGUCUGAAGUCAAGCGCAAGGAAACACCUCCCACCAGUGACCGACAGGCUUCGCCUAUUAUCGCCGUACCUCGCAAGAGCAGAAGUCCGAUAGUCUUGAUUCCGUCACCGGUAAGGAAGUCCCCAAAACGAUCGCGAAGAGAGACUGUGGUCGGGGACAGACCGGACGAGACGAUUCGAAAGAAGUUGCGGAUCGAGCCCAAUCCAGUGAAGAACUUUUUAGAAGGAGAACCUCGUAUAGUGGGCAUACGUUCACCGGACCCAAAGGCCGAAAGCCUCCCCAAACAAUUUUCGAAGACCUCAACACUAGCGCCACCUCGAGGAGAUUUUUUGCCAGCAAAAGGAAGCAGUCGAGAUCCAAUUCCGCUUGACGAUUCGCAAGAAACCCAGGUGUUAGCAACCGAAGCCAUUCCACAUAGUACAAAACGUAGUUCUCAGGGACCUGACUUCAUCGUCACAACUCCUAAGAGCGCAAAGGGGCCCAGGCUUCCGCCGAAGCGCCAACACCAGCAGCACAUGUCUUCCCCUGCAAAAGUCAAUGUUGAACGGAGCUCUCCUGUGCGAAGAAGAGAGACAAGGUCGGCAAAUCACUCUCCCGAUGUGAUUGAUGAUCCCCAAGCGCAUCCGCAACGUUUUCAGGCACAAAGUUCUCCAGCGUAUCGUAACUAUCCACCGGCCCGCUCCAGAUUUAGGGCUAAGACGCAGGAAGACGAUAUACCGGAGAAAACAAUCGAAGUGCCGGAAACCCCGCCUCAUGAUCCUUGA